CCUCACUCCGCCACUCGGCCCACUCUGGCCGCUCUCCUCCGAGCGAACCGACUCCGAGAGACGAAGCGGAUUUCCGGCGCCGGCGAAGAAAGAUAUGAUCAUUCCCGUGCGUUGCUUCACCUGUGGGAAGGUGAUUGGCAACAAGUGGGAUACGUAUCUCGAUCUUCUCCAGGCGGAUUACGCUGAGGGGGAUGCUCUGGAUGCUUUGGGUCUGGUUCGCUAUUGCUGCAGGCGAAUGCUCAUGACUCAUGUUGACCUCAUUGAGAAGUUACUGAAUUACAAUUCUCUUGAGAAAACAGACCCCAAUUAAGGUGAUAGCUGGUGGCAUGUGGAUUUUCCUGCUAUCAUGAUUCUCAUUGUGGUGGCAUGACAUCCAGUUUUACGUCUGGUGGAGAUAGUCCAGUUUGUAUUAUAUUUAUUACAAAAGUGGGUCCAUGAGACAGAAUUGAGAGUUGAAGUGAAUGUACUGUGCCAGCGGCAGUUUACAAACACUAAAGAUGUUGAAGAUACUGUGUUGAUGCUUGUUUGUUAAUCUAAUUAAGAGAUCCACUGUGUUGGUGAUGAAUAUA
This is a messenger RNA of Phoenix dactylifera (date palm), 569 nucleotides long. Its product is annotated as DNA-directed RNA polymerase subunit 10-like protein. Gene Ontology annotation, molecular function: zinc ion binding; DNA binding. The record is from RefSeq and is a predicted model, not a curated record. Gene Ontology annotation, biological process: tRNA transcription by RNA polymerase III; transcription by RNA polymerase I; transcription by RNA polymerase II. Gene Ontology annotation, cellular component: RNA polymerase III complex; RNA polymerase I complex; RNA polymerase II, core complex. NCBI's taxonomy places the organism in Eukaryota, Viridiplantae, Streptophyta, Magnoliopsida, Arecales, Arecaceae.